Messenger RNA from Schistocerca piceifrons (Central American locust), 3468 nucleotides. RefSeq names its product zinc finger protein 99-like. The transcript is spliced from 5 exons. The record is from RefSeq and is a predicted model, not a curated record. NCBI's taxonomy places the organism in Eukaryota, Metazoa, Arthropoda, Insecta, Orthoptera, Acrididae. Bases 109 to 1785 code for a protein of 558 amino acids.
GGCCAUUUCUGCCUAUCUGAACCCCAGCAUUUCCCAUUAAUCUGCAAGCCCUGCCUAUCUGAUAUAGUCUCAUCAAUCUACCCACAGCCAGGGACAGAAACUGUAGUUAUGGUCAACAAGAAAAAUAUUUGGAUAAAAAAAGAGGGAACAGAUGAGAUAUGCACUGAACCAGGCCCUAUGAUCCAAGUCUACCCAACCAGUGUUAAUUUAAAAGAAGAUUGGGAGGAGACGGCGAAUCAAGAGGUGGUAACAUCAACAAGAUAUGCAUUCAACAGUAGAAGGUUGAUUCAACGUAGGGGUGAUAGUUGUGGCAUUUCAUUUCAAGAAACUAUUAAUGAAAGAGUUGUCCAUGAUGAACUGAAGAUAGGCACAUGGGAAUCAACAAAUUUCACCAUGUUUGGUACACACACAGAAGGAUUGACCUCACAAGAAGCUAACGUACUCUGCACGAAACUAAAAUAUCGUUCGAGGGAAAAAGAACUGCAGAAAUUUAGUUGCAGUUUCUGCCUACAGAGCUUUCCCUCAAAAUAUAAACUCAUAAAGCAUGUCUUCACGCACAUAGAUGGUGUGCAGCCGCCUAUAUAUAUUUGUAAGUUGUGUGGUGAAGUAUUUCCCAGUAAUGGUAGCUUAAACAAACAUGGGAAAAUGGGUGUGUGUGAUCAAGCUUUACUUGCCAGUAUUAAUGAGAAAUUUGACUCUAGUUAUAACCCCAAAAAAACUGCCUUCUUGGAUCAUGAUCAAGAACUUUCUAUGUUGGAACAGACUGAGAAGCAGUCUUCAUCUAAGGACUCUGGGAAGACUUUAAAAAAAACCUUUAAUGACGUUUGUAACACACUAACUAUUUCACGCAACUCAAAGAAACGAGACAAAGGUGAAAGUAAUUCAACUUUAACAGCAGCUAUUAAAGUAAGUACAAACACUGUUGGACUUACUGUAAAGAGACCCCACAAAUGUGAUAUAUGUGGCAACUGCUUUACACAGCUGGGUUCUCUAAAGAGCCAUAUAUUAAUACACACUGGGAAGAAACCUCACAAAUGUGAUGUGUGUGGCAAAUCUUUUACACAAUUGGGUACUCUCAAGAGCCACGUCUUAAUACACACUGGAAAAAGACCACACAAAUGUGACAUUUGUGGCAAAUCUUUUACUCAGUUAAGUACUCUCAAGACACAUUUAUUAUUACACAAAGGAAACAGACCACACACGUGUGAAAUAUGUGGCAAAUCGUUUGCUCUGUUGCGUGGUCUGAAGUGCCAUUCAUUAAUACAUGCUGGUAUAAAACCACACAAAUGUAAUAUUUGUGGUAAUUCUUUCACUCAGUUGGGUCAUCUCAAGGAGCAUGUAUUAAUACACAUAGGAAUAAGACCACACAAAUGUCAUGUAUGUGGCAAAUCUUAUACCCAGUCAAAUACUCUCAAGAAACAUGCAUUGACACACAUGGGAAGGAGACCAUACGAGUGUGAUAUUUGUGGCAUGUCUUUUACUCAGUCGGGUAAUCUGAAGACUCAUUCCUUAAUACACACUGGACAAAGACCCCAUAAAUGUGAUAUCUGUGGCAAGUCUUUUGUCCAGUCAGGUACUCUGAAGAGUCAUAGAAUAAUACACACUGGAAAGAGACCGCACAAAUGUGGUAGUUGUAACAAAUCUUUUACUGAUUUACGUAAUCUCAAGAGACACGAAUUAAUACACACUGGUAAGAGACCCCACAAAUGUGAUAUCUGUGGCAAAUGUUUUACUCAGUUGGGCAAUCUCAAGAGGCACGUAUUAUUACAUACUGGAAAGGAAUGAAAACAUCAAUAUCUGUAGAUGGUCCCCUCGAGAUUAAGAGAGCAUGCAACAGUAUGAAAAAACAUUUCUGCAGCUUGACAUUUCGAUAAAUUGCUGUAUUAAGUACUGCAGAUAUCACUAUAAUGAUUUUUGGUGUUUGUCAUUAUGCUCCUAUCAGAGUUAAGACUAAAAGUUGCUGAACUGUGAGAAAUCUCUUGACUGUUGCAGUAAUCAUAAGUACCAUGUGCUCUAGAUAAGGCAAGGAAAUGUAAUGGUAUUUUUCAUAUCACUUCAAGGAUGGUGUCAUUCUGAGAUCCAUGAAGCUGUAAAUGCUAGGCAGAAGGAGAUGGUUAAAAUACAACGUUUGUGACACCCUUCACUCAGGAAAGUAAUUUUAACACUUGAGAAAGAUAGCAAAACUUUUACAGUUAUAGAAGUUACUUCUCAGAGGUAUGCUUUCACUACACUAAUGUUGUGCAAGUAACUAAGUGUACAUGUAUGAUUCUAUGUUAUAAAAUGCCUCUUAAUGUCUAAAUACAUAGGUGGUCGAAAACAUUAUGAGAACUGCCUAAUAGUGUGGUGGUCCACCGUUGGAAUAUACUACUGGAAAUAUUCUGCUUGGUAUGGCCUUGUGACAUGGUUAGUUAUCCUACUGGAAGAUGCUAUUAUCUUCAGGGAAGACAUCAUGCAUUAAGGGAUGCAGGUGGAAGCAAUAAUGUUCAUGUAGAGCCCAGUGGUGAGGUAUAUGACAAUACUACAUGGCCUAUAGCACCCCAGAUGAAUGUCCACUAUGUCACAAUUUUGGACCCAAAUGCUUGUAUCUGGGUAUGAUAAUUGAUGUGGUGCAACAAGAAAGUCACUUAUUCAGCAUGGUGACUAAAUCCAUUGACAAAAUACAAUGCUGUUUGAGCAGUAUGUAGAAUUUGUGUGCUUUGGAGCCUCAUGUUCAGCAAUGUGUGCUGAAUGGUGUGCACCUACACCAAGUAGCAAGUUUAUGGUUUCACUGCCCUUCAAACACUUUCCUUGCAUGCUCACAACAGUAGCACACCAACUUUGCCACCUCCUAGAAGGUCAUUGCCAACCACCAGGACAUAACAAACUGCUCUUUGAUUAUAUCACUUAUGUCAGUGGAUUUACAACGUUGGGUCCUAUACCAUCACUAGAGUGAUUCCCCAUUCAUAUACCUUGUGUAUGCCAUUGUACAUGGCAGUAGGUGGCAUUUGACCUCUUGUUUGAUGGCAGUCAUAAUAUUUUGGUUCAUCAGUGUAUCUCGACAGAAGGCAGCCAGUUGGUAAAAUGUGUAGUUUCACAAAUCUUACCAUAAUUGGUAGCCUUUUGUACUAAAUGCCGCUGUCUAUUAGACAGCUGUAUUUCUUUUGAAAUGUGCAAUGUGUAUUACACAGCUCUAUCUGGGAUUCAGAAUAAAUAAAGUUUAGUACCAUGUAUAAAAACUUCUGUUUGUCAUUGUUUACCACUGUAUAACUCCUAGGCAUAAAUAAAAGUGCAAAUGAGUGCAUCAUCUAAUGUUAAUCUCUAACUCCAGUUGCUUGAAUAAAACGCAAUGACAACACUCAAAUGACCUGCAAGUAUGAUUGCUAACAACCUGAAUUUAACCCAGAAGCAUAAUUUUUCAUUAUUCUAAGCAAAUAUAUUAAAUGACAAUAAUUUUUAAUUGCUUCCUUUGUUUUAUUUUAACACACUAAC